Molecule: messenger RNA, 1760 nt
Organism: Vicugna pacos (alpaca)
Lineage: Eukaryota; Metazoa; Chordata; Mammalia; Artiodactyla; Camelidae
Source: RefSeq, a predicted model, not a curated record
CAUUUUGAUUUUCAGUAUUUAGAAAUGAUGGAGUUAGAUAUAGGAGAUGCCACCCAAGUUUAUAUAGCAUUCUUGGUUUACCUGGACCUCAUGGAGAGUAAAAGUUGGCAUGAAGUGAACUGUGUGGGAUUACCAGAUCUCCAGCUCAUCUGCCUUCUUGGUACUGAGAUCGAAGGAGAAGGGUUACAAACAGUGGUGCCUACACCCAUCAAUGCGUCCCUCAGCCAUAACAGAAUAAGGGAGAUCUUGAAGGCAGCUCGGAAACUGCAGGGUGAUCCAGAUUCGCCGAUGUCUUUCACUUUGGCCAUAGUGGAGUCCGAUUCCACCAUCGUCUAUUAUAAACUUACUGAUGGAUUUAUGCUGCCAGAUCCUCAGAAUGUUUCCCUUAGGAGAUGACAUCUACACUUCCUGGUGCUUGCUUUGUUCACACAAGACUGGAUUGAGACCCAGCAUCCUGGUUCACCUUCUGGCUCAGAGAUGGUCAGGGUUGACGUAGCUGGUCCCAUCUCAUAAGUUUUCUUUUUGGGGCAUAAAUCUCUCCCAGAUAGAAGAAUUUAUUUUGUUCAAAAUAAAGGGUAGUUGCUUUCUUACUUAUCUUAAGAACUCUCUUAUCUGGAGACCGUUUAGUUAUAGUUGUGUACAAGUGUAUGCUGAGGAUGUGCCCAGAAGGGUGGAACACAUGUGUCUUCUGUCAUCGCUGCCACUGCCAGCUCGUCCCCUCCCUCAGCCUCCCAGUGUCUUUUCAUCACUAUAGCUAGCCUGGAAUAGUGUUCUAUAUACUCACAGACACCUGGAGAGUUUAGUCUGCUUCUUCAUCCCCAAAAGAAAGUAAGGGUUUUCUUUUGAUUGGUAUUCGUGUUGCAAUGACUGUUACUUCCCUCUUAGGUUGACUUUAAAUCAGAACUAAAAAUAUGCUCACCCAGAGUGUAAAAUUACAUGUGCAGAAUAAUAGGGACCAGAGAAGUUCCACCUGCAGGAGUCCUGGGCCUUUCUUUCCCACGUUUAUUACCAUCUCCCACCCCUUACUGUGUCAUAGCUAGGACAUUUCAAGAGGGAUAGUAGGGGACAGCGUCAACCUUAAAAACAUCUUUAUGAACUAGACCCAGUUUUUCUACUUUUGUUAAUACCUCCCAAUUAAGUUGCCUAAAGUAUAAAAGGUUAUAUGCACGAAGGUGUUUCAAGUGGCAUUUUGGGACAUGAAAUAGCUCAAAUUAUAAACCACUUAAAAGUUUAAGGCAAAGAUCAACAAACUUUUUCUGGAAAGGACCGGAAAGGAAAUAUUAGGCUUUUCAGGCCAUAUAGGCUCUCUCACAACUUCUCAAUUCUGCUGUUUGUUGGGCAAAAAUACCUAUGGACAAUAUGUAAGGGAAUGGGCAUGGCUGUGUUCCAAUAAAACUUUAUUUACAAAUGCAGGGCCAUAGUUUGCCAACCCUGGUCUGGGGAAGUAGUCAAUAAACAUACAUAGCUAAUGAAUGAUACAUUAUGUACCUACUAAAAAUUAGUAAUGAAUGUAAUGAAACACAUGAGAAAAUACUUAGUAAAAAAAAAAAAAAGCAAGGUACCAUAGUGUAUGAAUGGGUAUGGCCAAGGCUAUAAAUAACACACCAAAUAUAAAAAGAUGAGACAAUAAGUUACUAACUGUGGUUAUCAUAGGAUGGCAGGGUAGUGAAUGGAUGACUUUGUCUUAAGUAUUUCAGUUUUUCUUUAUUUGUAUUACUUUUAUAAGAAAAGUGUUUUAAAAUAAAGGCAUCCUGAAAUCU